AUGUCGGCCUGCGGUGAGUUUUCAGAACACGUGUGGAAACCCGGCUCGUGUAAGAACUGCUUCCAUCCGCGUAGCGCCCACCGUGCCAGCGGUGGCAGCACAGUGCCCUGUGGUACCCUGAAGACCAGUCUGGGGGGUGAGGAGGAGGAGGGCCAAGGAGUGACCGUGCCCUCGCCCUACUCCAAACCCACCAUCGCCGUGCGCCCCACCAUGAUGCUCCCUGACUCAGGCGAGAUGCUGGCAGACCUCAACAUGAACAUAGAGCAGGUGAGAUCUCACUAACUCAAAUACACAUUUAUGACACUGUAUGCCUUUGCAUUGGACUAAAUAAGUACAUCUAGAAUGAAACCAAUAGGUUUUAGUCACUUAAUGUGAAGUGAUUCAAUAAUGUUUGUAUGCUUUAUAUAACCAUGAAUUGUGUUUCCCCUCAAUAGGUUUCCCCUCAGGACAAUCCGAAGAGUCCAGUGGACCGACUGGGCCUUAAGAAGAUGUUGGACCUGUCCCCUAUCUACAUAGACAGUAACGGUUGUAACAAGGCCCUGAGAGAGGCCGUACUACAGAGUACUACAACCCCUGGGAAGAUGGACUACCCCGGCAGCCGUUUCUCCCCCGGUCCUAUCAGCCCCCGGUCUUCUCUGUCCCCGUCGGCCCUCCAGAAGGACUCUAGUAUGAUCAUCAGCAGUGUCUUAGUGACCCAGGAGGACAGACACGGCCAAGGGCCUCACAGUCUGAAGGAGAAAGGGAAUAGCAAAGGUGACUCGUCCUAUAGGCAACAGAUCACCAAGACUACCAAAACCACAGAGAGUACUUGCAACGGGAACAGCGUCGGCAUGGUGACCACCACCAGAGGGUCUUCCACAGUCCAGGCUGUCCAGGAAGUGAAAGCACCUCUGGGUAUUGCCAUGGCAACAGCCGGUAACGGCAUCAGUAACUGUCUUAUCACCACCACAGCCGCCCCCAGUAAUGGGGGCAUCACGUCUGGGAACACCAACCAGUCCAGUACUUCUCCCGUCCCAUCCUUAACCACUCUGGACUCAGGGGCAUCUCCAGGGCCUCUAGGGCACAACCUCCAGUCCUGUGGAGGAGGCAGAAGUGGCUCCUUCCUCUCCGAGCCUGGUACUCUGUCUCUGUCAGACUCUUGCUCCUACCGCAGCAGCACAGACUCUCUCACAGGGCCGGACGGCUUCGGACUGGUGGGGCCAGAUAGUCCCUCUCCCUCAGACGGACAUACGCUGUCGUCAGAACCCAUCUACGCUGAGAGCACCAAGAGGAAGAGGAGGCCUCAGAGCGCUGGAGGAGGGAACGGGAAGCCCCAGGCCCAAAAACAGCACUCAGAGCUGGAGGUGGAGCUCACAGAAGAGGGUCAGAACCAGAGGGCCAAGAUAACCGUCCGGGCUGCUCAUACUGAGGAGAACAACCGGACGUUCUAUCUGAGCAGUCCGGACUCGGCCGUCAGCACCCAGUGGCCUUACUUCAGCCCCACGGCCCUCAGCAACCCCGGCAGCCCAGCUUUCAAGUGGCCCUCCAGCUCUUCUGUAACAGAGACAUCAUCCCCAUCCUUCCCUGCUUCCCUCCAGCCCAAACCCCAGAACAGCCCCCCUAUACCGCCCAAGAGGAACAACCGAUCGCCAAAACCGCACCUGGGGACCUCCAGCCUCUCCCCGGUGCCUCUGCCUGAGCUCAGCAUACAGGCUCUGGUUUUCUCACCGUCUUCCAGGGACGUCCAGGUGCAGGUGAAGCCCCAGAUGGAGCCCCACAGCUCAGCCUCGUCUGAUGCCCGGAGGCACAAGCUCCACACCACCGCCUGGAAUUGGGAGGGCCGGAUCGAGGAGGAGGAGGAGGGGGAGACAGAGGAGGGCCAUGCUCAGGAGAGUGCCUCUCAGAGCAGGGUGACGGGGCUCAUCAAUAGGGCGGCUGUCUGGAGGGACGCCAGUGACUGGAGACCCACGGGGGUGACACAGGGCAGCGAGGGCCAGCAGGGCAGCACCCUGCCAGGCACUGCAGCCAACAAUGGUGCCAGUCAGAAGCAGGCAAGCUGCAGCAGCGGCAGCGCGGAGGAGGGCAAACAUAACGGGAGCAUGUUGACCAAGUCGACUCCGUCGUCUCUCUCCAGCAGAGAACGCACGGAGCAGCUCUCCGCAGAGGGGAAGAGUUCAAGCCAUGACCCCACUCCACCACCCCCUCCCCCUAAGAAACACCACAGGUAA
This is a messenger RNA of Coregonus sp. 'balchen', 2207 nucleotides long. NCBI's taxonomy places the organism in Eukaryota, Metazoa, Chordata, Actinopteri, Salmoniformes, Salmonidae. The record is from the annotation of a GenBank genome assembly.